Schistocerca piceifrons (Central American locust) is the source of this 2484-nucleotide messenger RNA. RefSeq lists its product as uncharacterized. Gene Ontology annotation, cellular component: extracellular region. The transcript has 6 exons. Gene Ontology annotation, molecular function: chitin binding. The record is from RefSeq and is a predicted model, not a curated record. Lineage: Eukaryota; Metazoa; Arthropoda; Insecta; Orthoptera; Acrididae. The coding region runs from base 9 to 1274 and encodes 421 amino acids.
GCCGCAACAUGCAGGUCGCCGACUGUGCGCGCGCAUGCGCUCUGCUGCUGCUGCUCGCUUGGAGCGACUUGUGGAGACCUGCCCACGGGACCUGCGUGUUCCAGUCGGACUUCGGAUUUAACGUGAGCUGCGCCUUCAAGAAAUCCGGCCUGUUCAGGGUGCGGAACCUGGGCGGCGUCAAGGGAUAUGUCGACCUCGGUUUCUCCGUGGGAGACGACCUGGGCUUCUCGCAGUCGCUGUCGGCCCUGGAGGCGAACAGGCGGCGGUCCGUGGCGGGCCGCAGCACCAACGUCGCCAGGAACGGGGUGGUGGUCCCGGGCGGCGUGAUCCCGCCGUUCAAGCCGAUCGCACCGGCGCGCAACGUGAGCCGGCCAUCGCGGCUGGCGCCGGGCGCGGCUGCGGGGGUGGCGGGGCUGCCGGUGUUCCAGGCACUGCCCGCCUCCAUCACCAGAGCCGCCGCCCCCGCAGCCGUGGCGCACCCGCUGCCGCUGCCCGCGCCUCAGGCGCUGCGCAACGCCCUCAACAAUGCCAACAACCACUUCCAGGUGCGGAAGGACCUGGUGUCGGACAACGGCAUCUCGAGCAACACGCUGUCGCUGCGCACUCUGGCGUCGCAGCAGCCGACGGCGGCGUCGGCUCAGGGCGUGUCCCUGCAGCAGCUGGUGACGCCGCCGCAGCCGGCGCUGGUGCGCGCCAUCGCGCAAGCCACCAACCUCAGCACGGAGACGGUGGCCGCCGCCAUCGCCAUCCGCCAGCAGCAGCUGUUGCAGGCGGCCAUGGCCACCAGCACGACCAGCUCCACCACCACCACGACCACCACCACUACCACCACCACUACCACCCGCAGGCCGCCGCCCGCGGAACCGCCCAAGAAAUACUCGCUCGCUGGGCUCAGCAAGGUCAUGAACGCGCCCAAGGAAUACUACCCAGUCGGCUACGAAAAGAACUUCGACGAUAAUUUCGCCUCCAGGGUGGAGUUGCCCGAUACCUCCUUUUACUGCGGCGACCAGAAACAUUUCCCUGGCCUGUACGCAGACGAGGAUUUGGGGUGUAUGGUGUUCCACGUGUGCGCUUUCACGGACGAUGGCCUCAUCAUGAAGAGCUUCCUCUGUCCAGAGUCGACACUGUUCGACCAGAAUAUCCUCAAAUGCAACUGGUGGUUCUACGUCGAUUGCAGAGCAUCGUCGAAGCUGUACGAUAGCAACAUUCCCAUAUCGAAGAGCUACCAGUUGAUGAAAGCACUCGCAUUCUUCUCAUCCUACAACAAGAGCUAAUUCUGAUACUGCACACGCAAGUUUAUUCACAAAAACAGCCUCGCAUGAGAAGAAACUGAAGAUGGUGCUUAUCGGAGAGGGACUUACGGUGCAAAGCGCAGCAGACGGACUGGAGUCGCCUUCGGUUAACAUGUACCACACGCCAGGUCAGUGUGCGAUCUCGGCGCUCGGUUGCCGCCUUCGUACACACACACCUUUUUUCAAGCGCCAGAUAGUUCAACGCAGCCGCGUUUGUAAUGCCAACUGGCGUAUAGCUUCUACUACUACCUGCAUUCAGGGAUCGUCACAUCCAGCUGUUCCAGAACCUAGUCUACAUAUUUCUGCCAGUCACCGUUCUGGUGGAAGAUACAGGUUUCACCGACCGAAUAAUUGCUAUUUGUCCUUAAACAUGGAACUCUGUUUAAUUUAUUGCAUAAUUUAUUGGAUUUAUAAUAAAAAUGCCAUAUCUUUAUUAUUCAGGAGUCUGCGGAUAUUUGUCGUGUAAUAUACAACACAGGCUUGUUAAGAAGCAAUGGAAUAAAAAAAUACAUCCCAGUAAACUGUGUUAGAGAGAGUGUCUACAGUGGCAAGUGCCUUACGUCAGUGCUCUAAUUUUUGUCUUUCAAACGCACAAAACAUACGAAUGCAUAUCUUUUGCAAAUGUUGAUAGAUAAUUAAGCAACUUUUCUAUACUUCAGACAAGUUUUAAUACACCGUAUUUCAUGCUUUUUAUAUGAUUUUUUUCAUGUAAAGUAAAAUAUGUUGCUCAGUUGGAAAGAGAUAUAAAUGCCUUUUUCGGUAGCAAGAUAUUGUUAUUUGGAUACUACGUAUGUCUGAAGUAUCUUACUGUACUGUCGAAUUUGUGUACAACAUUGAGAAAGAUAUUUCAUUUUCAUUAUUGUUAUUAUAUUAUUUGUUGGAAAGUGCAGUGAAUUCUAAAAUCGGUGAGUUGAUUAAUUCAUUUUUUUUCUGUUGCGGAAUUUCUGAUGAACUCCGCUAAAAAGACAAACACGUGACACAAUAUUGGAAAAAGAACCCGCGAGUAGGAAGUCAGAAAUGCAACAGAAAUAAAAUUGAUCGUUAUUCAAGAUUUAUGGCUGUACGGAAAUAUAAUCUCGGGAAAAACAGGAAUAAAUGGUUUGUGCUUCUUAAAUUUUUAUCAAUUUACAAAUGUAAUUUUUAGCUAUUUUUGUACAUUUUAGACAUAAAUAAAGUGAUGUAGAAAUAAGUU